CGGCUGAAUGUGAGCCUUAUAUGCGCAUCGGAAGACAGGAACUGGUUAGAAACCACGCUGUAGCUAGAGAGACUCCCGCCUCAUUCAAAGACAAUACUUUAGUUUGAACUUUAAAGUUGAGUCUUUGAGUUAAAGGACUUUGAUCAACAUGGCUGAGAAGAUAGACUUGGAGGAAAUCAAGGCAUCCAACGGUGAGGCGCACCACGAUGAGCCGCUGGCCAACGGGCUGCCCGGGCAGAGGAAGGGCUACCCGGAGCCGCUGUCCCAGCGCGUGAAGAGGAUCGUCAUGGCCAACCUGCUGGUGAUCCUGACCGUUGCCGGGGUCCUGGUGGGGGUCUUUAUCGGGCUAGGUGUGAGAAACGUGUCGCUGACCCAAACCCAGAAGAUCUACAUCGGCUUUCCUGGUGAGAUCCUCAUCCGGCUGCUGAAGAUGAUCAUCAUCCCCCUGGUGGUGUGCAGCUUGGUGUCCGGAGCGGCCAGCAUCGACCCCAAAGCUCUGGGGAAGUUAGGCGGCUGGGCCAUGCUGUUCUUCUUGGUGACCACCUUGUUGGCCUCAUCCAUCGGGGUGGUGAUGGCUUUCAUCAUCAAGCCGGGAAACGUGGACGUGAGCGACGGAAAGGUGGUCAGUGAGAUAACCGACGACGUCCCGGCUACCAAAGAAGUCAUCGACUCCUUCCUAGACUUGAUCAGAAACAUCUUCCCCUCCAAUCUGGUGUCUGCUGCAUUUCAGUCGUAUGCAACAACCUACAAGCAUUUAAAAGGCAAUGAAACCAUGAACAUCACAGGGGAAAAGGUUCCUGUUGGAUCAGAGCAAGAUGGCAUGAACAUCCUUGGACUGGUUGUCUUUGCGAUUGUUUUUGGCGUGGCUCUGAGGAAGCUGGGUGAGGAAGGAGAGAUCCUCAUCCGGUUCUUUAACUCCUUUAAUGAGGCCACCAUGGUUCUGGUCUCUUGGAUCAUGUGGUACGCCCCUCUCGGUAUCAUGUUCCUCGUCGCCGGUAAGAUUGUGGAGAUGGAUGACGUUGGCAAGCUGUUUGCUAGCCUGGGAAAAUAUAUCGCCUGCUGCAUGAUUGGGCAUGCCAUCCAUGGCCUGCUGGUGCUACCAGGCAUCUACUUCAUCAUUACAAGGAAGAACCCAUACACCUUCCUGUGGGGCAUAUUAGCAGCCCUGGCUACGGCUUUCGGAACGAGCUCCAGCUCUGCCACUCUGCCUCUCAUGAUGAAGUGCGUGGAGGAGAAAAACGGCGUUUCCAAGCACAUCAGCCGCUUCAUCCUGCCCAUCGGCGCCACCGUCAACAUGGACGGCGCUGCGCUCUUCCAGUGUGUGGCGGCGGUUUUCAUCGCCCAGCUGAACAACACCAGUCUCAACUUUAUUCAAGUCAUAACCAUCCUGGUCACAGCUACAGCGUCCAGUGUCGGAGCAGCAGGUAUACCUGCAGGUGGUGUGCUGACCCUAGCUAUUAUCCUGGAAGCAAUAGGACUACCUACCUCUGACAUCUCUCUCAUCCUGGCUGUUGACUGGCUUGUUGACCGUACCUGCACGAUUCUGAACGUGGAGGGUGACGCAUUCGGAGCAGGACUCCUGCAGUUCUUCGUGGAUAAAACUUCCAAACACGAAGGAGUAACGGAGCUCGGGGAGGUCAGGAUAGAAUCUGCUGCAAUCCCGGAAAACUCGCCGCUCAUCGAUAAACGAGGCUUAGACGGUGCUAAAGCAGUCCUUUCUGCCGAGAAAGACUCAGCCAUGUAAUCUACCUGGAGACUUUUUUUCUUUCACAAACCUUCCGGCACACGGAAAGUUUAAACUCCCCCUUUCACCUCAAGAAAAGAGUCCAAGCAAAGAGGAUGGACAUGUGCACUACAAUGCAAAACAAUACUCUUGGACCUCAAACACUUUUCUGGAGGGGGGUUGUCCAGCUAAAAUCAAAAUAGAAACCAUGAUACACUCAGUGGGUUAUUUAAUUUUUUAGGGGGAUAUAACACUGCAGAUGGUGCAUUUAUUCAUGCUGGAAAAUGAAUAUGAGGCUCUGCUGCUCUCGUAUCCGUUGUGCAUCAUUGUUCUUCCGACCGAAACUGUCUUUUUGUGUAAGGAAAAAAAGAGUCAAUAUUUGAACCUAAAAUAGUUUCUAUAGUUAAUAUGAAAUAUUUUAGAUUGAAAUAUUUAUUGUGCAAUCAAAUAUUUUCCAAAUGGGCUAAACAUAAGUACAGCUUCUUUCACAUUUCAUCCAGUGGAACUACAUGCAUUCUGGAUGGAGAGUUCUGUCGAUUCGCAUCAACGCAGGGUUGCUGAAGUGUAACUGUGCUGCGGAUGCAGUCGUUUUCUUGUUUUUGUUGUUAAAUCUUAAAGUGAGAGUCCUUAAGUCGUUUUAAAUAGAGAAAUGUGACCAACUGUUUGUGACCAACCCUUUUCCAGCUUAUCUUUUUGUUUGGCAACACUUUAGAAUUUUCAAUUAAAAUAAGACACUUUGAUUAGAGAUCACCUGCAAACUAUGACAUGCUACUGUAAUCAUUACCCAAACGGGGUGUUUUGUGAUGCUGUUUGUGUAGAGAAAGCAGCUUUUCUCCAUGCUGCUGAAAGUAGAGCACAGACAGCUGCUGAUAAGAGUUAAGGAUGUUCAUGAUUUGUUUUGACUAUCUUAAAUCAUUUUUUUUAACUGUAUGGACAUGGGAAAGUUUAAUUGGUGGGCUAACUUGCCAAAAACGAUUCCAGGCCAAAUUUAUUCAUAGUAUAGAGGAAAAAAUGCACUUUCUUCUUUAGAUUAUGAUGUUAUUCCUGCAGAGUAACCAAAGGUACAAUCUGUAACUAUCUGCACUAUUUCUCUUUUUUUAGAUUGUUGGAAUCAUUCAAUUGUACUGUAAUGGGUUCCAUUUACAUUAUUUUAGUAAUAUCUUCUCGUUUGCAGAGAGGCAACGAUCCAAUAAAGCUUGAUGAAGCUUGAUGAAGCCCAUGUUGCAAAAAAGUAGUCGAUCCACUUGCCUUAAAUCUGUCUGAAAAUGGCCAUGAUGAUAUAUAGUGAAUUGUACAGAUGUUUUUUUUUUUUUUUCUGAGGGGGCUUGUUACUACAUGUCCUAUUUUUUUUUUUGUUGUUUUUUUACAUGUUUAGCAAUAAACCUGUAAUUUUAUUUCAAAGGACAGAAUCUGUAAUGUAAGAGCACAAGUGUUUUGACUCUAGAUGGACUUUACCUUGUUAUGUAGACAACACAGCCUCAGGUUUAAAAUCUGCCUUUACUUCAGGUAGUUUAAGACCAAAAAUCUAUGUCAGCCUAAUGAAGAAAAAAAAAAUUACAGCUUCAUAUUUGGGGCUUGUUUUUUCUGACCCCUGAGUUACACGAUCUUUUUUAUGGGGGUAUUAAUAGAGUGAUGGACAUUGCGUCAUACAUAAUGUAUGGUAUGCAUACUGUUCCCGUUAUGCAACUCUCAAGUUACCUUCAAAUACAAACUUGUCUGUACAUUUUUAAACUCGCAGCAAACCCAGAUGGUUCUUCCAGUUAAGUUGAACACACAGU
Cyprinodon variegatus (sheepshead minnow) is the source of this 3501-nucleotide messenger RNA. RefSeq names its product solute carrier family 1 (neutral amino acid transporter), member 5 (gene slc1a5). The transcript has 8 exons. Gene Ontology annotation, molecular function: L-aspartate transmembrane transporter activity; symporter activity; neutral L-amino acid transmembrane transporter activity. The record is from RefSeq and is a predicted model, not a curated record. The coding region runs from base 149 to 1744 and encodes 531 amino acids. Gene Ontology annotation, biological process: L-aspartate import across plasma membrane. Gene Ontology annotation, cellular component: plasma membrane. Lineage: Eukaryota; Metazoa; Chordata; Actinopteri; Cyprinodontiformes; Cyprinodontidae.